CAUUGCGCGCGCAAGAUAUACGCUAGAGUGAUGGCGUGUUGUGCUGUGUGGGGUCCGUAAUAUUUGUGACAAAAUGAGUAAUAAGACUGUUUAGAAAAUAUUUUUUUAAUGGUGAAAGUGUUUAGUGACGAUUGGUGAUUUAGUCAAAGCAAAUUAUCCGAUCAAAUGGAGUUAAAACUGCAUUCCCCAGCGGGUGCAGAUCCUGUGCUAUACACUUGGCCAUUAACCUCGGGUCGUGGAAAUGACAAACAUGAUGGUGCACUUGAAAUUGUUGAGACCAUAAGAUGGGUAUGUGAAGACCUGCCCGAACUGAAACUGCCAUUAGAGAACAAUAUUCUUUGUGAUUAUGACACUAGAAGCUACGAGAGUAUGAAAUCGCUCUGUGAUAGAUUCAACAGAGCUAUUGAUAGUGUUGUAGCUUUGGAAAAAGGAACUUCACUGCCAGCUCAAAGGUUAAACAAAUACCCAUCUCGAGGUCUCCUCAGGCACAUUCUCCAGCAAACUUACAACGCUGCUGUUACUGAUCCAGAAAAACUGAAUCAGUAUGAGCCGUUUUCACCUGAAGUUUACGGAGAGACUUCGUACGAUCUAGUUUGUCAGAUGAUCGACCAGAUUGAUAUUACCCAAGACGAUGUGUUCAUAGAUUUGGGCUCUGGAGUUGGACAAGUUGUGCUGCAGAUAGCUGCAGCUACUCCCUGCAAGGUUUGCCUUGGCAUAGAAAAAGCUGAUGUUCCAAGUCGCUAUGCCGAGGCGAUGAACAAAAACUUCCGGACUUGGAUGCAGUGGUACGGUAAAAAGUACGGCGAGUACAAAUUGAUAAGGGGCGACUUCCUCACGGAGGAACACCGUGAAAAGAUCAACCAGGCGACCAUAGUCUUCGUGAAUAAUUUUGCUUUCGGCCCAUCCGUCGACCACCAACUCAAAGAAAGAUUCGCUGAUCUCAAAGACGGUGCUAGGAUCGUCUCUUCCAGGAGUUUUUGCCCCCUCAAUUUCCGGAUAACCGACAGGAACUUGAGUGACAUCGGUACCAUCAUGCACGUCUCUGAAAUGUCGCCUUUGAAAGGUUCAGUCUCCUGGACCGGCAAGCCUGUGUCCUACUAUCUGCAUCUGAUAGAUAGGACCAAGCUGGAAAGGUAUUUUCAGAGGUUAAAGAAACCACAACUAAAGUUUAACUUGCAGCAAAAGCACCAGAGCAAGAAGCUGAGAAGGAAAAUCUCUAGAGGAAAACCGCAACCGAUGAUACAGGACGAUCAGGAGGAGAAGGAAACGCAGAAGCCUGGCCCGAAAGGCAGACGUGGAAGAAUGAAGAAGACCAAGCCAAAGAAGACUAUCAAGAUUACCGGACUGGACCUUCUUCACACAGAAACUUUACUCAGCACGUCAGUAGAAGCUAUCGGAAAGAAACUGCCCCCAGCUCCAGGCUGUGUCGACCAGCAGCUGACCACUUUGAGUUCCGACGUGAUCAUUCACAACGAGCUGGACAUUCCGCUUGAACCGGCAGCUACGCCAUACGGCUUGCAAAUGUUACUGGACAUGUUCAGAGUUCAAUACAUGCAGACGAUUGCUCAAAUGAAGAAUCCGUUUUAUAAGAAUUCCAUCGAGAUUCAAAUUGAAGAGGAAAAAGAUCGGAACAAGAAGCUGAAGAGCAGGGCUGCUCAGUUGGAGAAGCAGAUCAAAGUCCUUAUUGACGAUAGCGUUGCCUUACUUAAAGCACGGAUGAGUGAGCUGGGUAUCAACGCAACAUCUCCUGUCGAUUUACUGGCCAAAGCCAAGGAAAUCGUGUGCAGACAUAAGGAAUUACAGGCUAAAGCUAGCAAGUUGCAAGGACAGGUAGCCAAGCUAGAAAACGAAAAGGAUCAUUUAUCCAUGCAACGGUCCGCGGAAGUGUGCGAGAAAUACAUCGGCACAGAUGCUGCCAAGGAUCUCUCUCCCAGCAUGGCUCAGGAAUACAUCCUUAGAGAAAUCUCUUCCACCCUAACACAAAGGAAAAAGUUACGAAACGAGGUACAGAAACUCGAGGACGAAGUGGUCACCUUACACAAAGUCGGAGAAGAGCGCAAACAGAAUCAAGCCUUGAUGUCCAGCAGACAGCAGCAAGCUCCCGCCAAAAUAUCCCGGAAGUCCCGAGAGUACAGAGCGCGAUCCCAGGACUGGCCUGAAGUGCCUGACAUAGCCAAAAUCGAGGAGCAGAACCCCGAGAUCCUGGCGCAGAAAAUUUUGGAAACUGGGAGAAAAAUCGAGGCUAGUAAGUUGUCGGCUAUGUCUAACAAAGCUCCGCAGUAUCCGAAUACGAAUAAACCUCCAUCAAACGGACAGAGAAGCUUGGUUCGGAACAAUAUGCCCGCUCCUAUGCCGGUGACUAAAAGACAGAAAACCACGCACCCUUAUCCGACGAUGGGGACGCCAAAUCCUCCAAACGCUUCCAGUAAUACUCCGAAUCCAAACCAGAAGCACCAAGAGACGCCGAGGAUCAAUUUCGAGGAUCGUCUCAAGAGUAUUAUUACUUCUGUACUAAACGAAGAUCAUCCCACUGGACCCAAACAAACGAACCCACCUAGAUUCCCGUAUAACUCGGGUAUUCCCGCACCUCACAUGCCAACAAUGCCUGUUCAGCAGCCGGUUCCUCCGGCGCAGCCACCUCCAAGUUCAAAUUAUGGAUCUCAAGCACAUUACAAUGCGUUCGUUCCAGGCAAGUCGGAAGAGAAACAGAAGUAUCCGUCUGCGGCUAAGUAUUCCAGGACUGAGACAGUGGUGAGACAGAACGCUGAUCGGUACUACCCUACGCAUCCAGAAGGAUUGGCUGGAAUGAUGGAAUGUUACAGGGAACCGCAAGUUUCCCCUGCCAAGUUAGCGCUAAGGAGACAUUUGUCGCAAGAAAAAUUGGCGGCGCAACAUCCAACUUUUAACACUUCUGAAGGGUUGGUCGCUACAAGGACGAUAGGGGACUUGGUCUCUGGAGAAAUAGAAAGGACACUGGAAAUAUCCAAUCAGUCAAUAAUCAACGCUGCGGUGGAUAUGAGCGAUAUUCAGUUGAACGCCACUUUGAACGCGAGAGCUAUUGUUAACAACAACAUUCCUCCGAGACCAGAAAGGGUUAAUUCAAACUACCCUCCAAACGAGAUGUACACGCCUCUUCCAAGGGCAGACAUGAAGCCCUACCACGAAUCGUACUUCAGCGACAUAAAGCCUCCUGUGGUGCCUUCAGUGUCCGAGGCAGUGGACCAGCGAAGCAGUUUUGUGCCUGAGGGCUUAGCAGCUCGAGUUCUGCCGCCGCCUAUCAAGGAAGAAGCAGAGGUUUACGAAAGACGACAGUCCUUUAUACAGCAGAGCAACAUUUGUCAGUAUCCUGAGCAACCGCCUAGUACUGCUACUCAUCAAGUACCUGAGGAUCCACACCACCACAACCAAGAGGCGGUUAGAUCCAGAAAAUGCAACGAAGAAGAAGUCGAUGUUGUGGAAGAGGAAGGGGAAGAAGCAAAAUGGCAGGACAAACUCAGUUCCGGUUUCGAUAGACUGGUAGCCUUCGCCUCCACCGAGUUGGACAAAAGACGCCGCUCUACAGACGGCACUGACAGCUGCAACACAUCUCCCGAUUCCGGCAUUGGCCACGGUCUUGGCGACACUCACAUAGUCGUCCCUCCCAAGCAGCGCCUCAAACUACACCCCAAGUCGGCCAUGUUUAAAAUGCCCGUCAGCAAAACCUAUCUAGACUCUCCUCCUAUCCUUGACCAAGGUCAGGACGAGGCUGGACCUCCGAGGACACCGUCGCCGACCUCGCCCAACCCUUACAACAUCCACUUCAGUCCUGAACCCACCAAGAGUCCAACCAGGUUGAACCCAGCCCUGAUGAAGUAUCAGAGGUAUAUAUAGGACGAACUUUUCUGGGCGGCGGUUACUCAGAGUCAUUAUAAAUCGUUAAAUCGGGGGUUUCAAAGUGCGUACGCUGACCAGGGCCGGGUUCAGGUUCUAAUCGACCCUGGACAUUAUAUGAAUUGGAGCCCGAUCGUUCAUUUUGCUGGAUUUGGUUACCCGGGAUAUUGGCCAACUUAAAUUGAAUGAAAUGCCUGUACCUCUGUGGCGGAUUCAUCUUGAAGAAAAGUCCUAUGGGUAUUUCGCCACUGUAAGAAAAUCUACAAAAUAAAAUAGUUGUUUUUUGUAAUAACAAAUUUCCCUAACGGACAAAAUGUUUUUAUAUCUCUAUCAAAUCAAAUGGCUAUCGCUUCUUUGAUUUUAAUGAACAUAACAUAAAUUAACAUAAGUAAAUAUUAAAAACAAAUAAAAAAUAAUCAUAUACAGAAAGUUGAGGCUCUUUGGUUUUAUCUUAUUUAGUAAUUUUUAUCAGGUAGUCAAACAACAAACAAACAACGCUUUAUUGUGCAAAAAGCCAAAACAGCUUCAUCAACAAAGCACUCACAAUACAAACAAAAGCACAAAAAAAAUAUACAAACAACAAAAAAUACAUAAAACAAUUCAAUAAAAUUGAAGUCAUUCAAAUUACAAAAAGAACAUACAUGAAUAUGCUGGCGAAGCCUCCGGAGCACAGCCCGGACCACCCGGUAUAGUGUUCCAUUACAAAAAAAAACAACUCCGAUGCGCAACCCUCCCCGGGGACAUCCUGUAGAAGUCUCUACGCCUUGAAAAAAAUGCUCCAAACUAACCCACACAGGCCACCAAAAUCUCACUUCGACCAAAGUACCGCUCCGCAUUGCAGAACAGUAAGCAGUAAAUAAAUAUAAUUUUAAGAGUUAUAAAAUAUUAAAUACUUGAUCUUUGACCAGUGUGUGAGAUGAUCAAAAUUUUAAAAUUCAAAAUUGUUCAUAAUUAAACAUCAACA
Messenger RNA from Sitophilus oryzae (rice weevil), 4834 nucleotides. Its product is annotated as histone-lysine N-methyltransferase, H3 lysine-79 specific-like. Bases 166 to 3870 code for a protein of 1234 amino acids. Gene Ontology annotation, cellular component: nucleus. Gene Ontology annotation, biological process: DNA repair; regulation of transcription regulatory region DNA binding; DNA damage checkpoint signaling. The record is from RefSeq and is a predicted model, not a curated record. The transcript is spliced from 8 exons. Gene Ontology annotation, molecular function: histone H3K79 methyltransferase activity. NCBI's taxonomy places the organism in Eukaryota, Metazoa, Arthropoda, Insecta, Coleoptera, Curculionidae.